AUGAGUAGUUGUAUCCAACAUAACUGGCAGUGCUCCUUGUUUGCUGGCUGCUUCUUUUUCGUGUCAAUUAUGGUUGGAAUAUCUUCUGCCAUGAGCUGGCUCAUAGUUUGUAUUCGCAAUUGUUUAACAACAAUACAACCGAUCGACACCCACCAUCAACAUUUGUAUUCUUUCAUCCAUACUAACGGACCGUUCUUGAAGGCAUCAAAGAAAGUACUGGGGAUGUUUAUUGUACAAUGGACUCCAUUGAUGGUUUACGUAAUUGCCGAUAUCUCGAUGUAG
Funneliformis mosseae is the source of this 282-nucleotide messenger RNA. The record is from the annotation of a GenBank genome assembly. Lineage: Eukaryota; Fungi; Glomeromycota; Glomeromycetes; Glomerales; Glomeraceae.